AUGACACAGCCGGCGAACAAGCCCAGGCCCUUGUGUGCCCACAGGCCUACGCAGGAAGGGGGUGAGGACCAGUAUGAGCUGUACGCGGUGGAGAUGGAGAAGCAGGACGACGGCGCCAUGGACGUGAAGAUCAAGAAGAAGAAGACGACCAAGGCGGCGAAGAAGAAGGAGAAGCUGGAGAACAUGAAGAAGGAGAUGGACGUGGAUGACCAUCAGCUCUCCGUGGAAGACCUGGAGCUGAAGUACCAAACCAGUGUGAGCAAGGGCCUGAACAGCACGUGGGCAGGCGAAAUCCUACUCCGGGACGGCCCCAACGAGCUCAAACCCCCCAAGGGGACCCCCGAGUAUGUCAAGUUCGCCCGCCAACUAGCCGGGGGGCUGCAGUGCCUGAUGUGGGUGGCCGCUGCCAUCUGCCUCAUCGCCUUCGGCAUCCAGUGCGGCCAAGGAGACCUGACCAGUGCGGAUAACCUGUACCUGGCUAUCGCCCUCAUCGCCGUGGUGGUCGUGACCGGCUGCUUUGGCUACUACCAGGAGUUCAAGAGCACCAACAUCAUCGCCAGCUUCAAGAAUCUCGUGCCCCAGCAAGCCACGGUGAUUCGGGAUGGGGACAAAUUCCAGAUCAACGCCAACCAGCUAGUGGUCGGGGACCUGGUGGAGAUCAAGGGUGGGGACAGGGUCCCGGCUGAUAUCCGGAUCAUCACAUCUCAGGGCUGCAAGGUGGAUAACUCCUCUCUGACGGGGGAGUCCGAGCCCCAGACCAGAGCCCCCGAGUGCACCCACGAGAGCCCCCUGGAAACCCGGAACAUCGCCUUCUUCUCCACCAUGUGCCUGGAAGGCACUGCCACCGGCAUCAUUGUUAACACCGGAGACCGCACCAUCAUCGGGCGCAUCGCCAGCCUGGCCUCGGGCGUGGAGAACGAGAAGACGCCCAUCGCCAUCGAGAUCGAGCACUUUGUGGAUAUCAUCGCCGGCCUGGCCAUCUUCUUCGGGGGCACCUUCUUCGUCGUCGCCAUGGUGAUCGGAUAUCCCUUCCUCAAAGCCAUGGUCUUCUUCAUGGCCAUCGUGGUGGCCUACGCCUCCCUCCCCUGGCAGGUCUGUCUCUCACUCACCGCCAAGCGUUUGGCCCGAAAGAACUGUGUGGUGAAGAACCUAGAGGCUGUGGAAACUCUGGGCUCCACCUCUGUCAUCUGCUCGGACAAAACUGGGACCCUGACCCAGAACCGCAUGACCGUCUCCCACCUGUGGUUCGACAACCAGAUUCACACGGCUGACACCACAGAGGACCAGUCAGGGCAGAGCUUUGAUCAGUCAUCGGAGACAUGGAGAGCACUGUGCAAGAUUGUGUCCCUCUGCAAUCGAGCCUUCUUCAAAUCAGGCCAGGAUAAUGUGCCGGUGCCCAAGAGGAUUGUCAUUGGAGAUGCCUCAGAGACGGCGCUGCUGAAGUUCUCCGAGAUCACUCUGGGGAACGUCAUGGAGUACCGGGAGCGCUACAAGAAAGCCUGUGAAAUCCCCUUCAACUCCACCAACAAAUUCCAGCUGUCCAUCCACGAGCUGGAGGACCCCCGGGACCCUCGGUACCUGCUGGUGAUGAAAGGGGCCCCAGAGCGGAUCCUGGAGCGUUGCGCCACCAUCAUGAUCAAGGGGCAGGAACUGCCCCUGGACGAGCAGUGGAAGGAGGCGUUCCAGACGGCGUACAUGGACCUGGGGGGCCUGGGAGAGCGGGUGCUGGGGUUCUGCCACCUGUACCUGGACCCGGUGCAGUUCCCACGCGGCUUCUCUUUCGACUCGGAAGAGAUGAACUUCCCCACCAGCGGGCUCUGCUUCGCCGGCCUCAUCUCCAUGAUCGACCCGCCCCGCGCCACCGUGCCCGACGCCGUCAUGAAGUGCCGCACUGCCGGCAUUCGGGUGAUCAUGGUGACAGGGGAUCACCCCAUCACGGCCAAGGCGAUUGCGGCCAGCGUGGGCAUCAUCUCAGAGGGCAGCGAGACAGUGGAGGACAUCGCCUCCAGGAUGCGCAUCCCUGUGGAGCAAGUCAACAAGUGGGAGGCCCGGGCCUGUGUGGUGAACGGGGGGCAGCUGAAGGACAUGGAGAGCGAGGACCUUGUCGAGAUCCUGAAGAUGCACCCCGAGAUGGUCUUCGCCCGUACCUCCCCCCAGCAGAAGCUCAUCAUCGUGGAGAGCUGCCAGAAGUUGGGCGCUAUAGUGGCCGUGACAGGCGACGGGGUGAAUGAUUCCCCGGCUCUGAAGAAGGCCGAUAUUGGGGUGGCCAUGGGCAUCGCUGGCUCUGAUGCCGCCAAGAACGCAGCCGACAUGAUCCUGCUGGAUGACAAUUUUGCCUCCAUCGUCACGGGCGUGGAGCAAGGCCGCCUGAUUUUUGACAACCUAAAGAAAUCCAUCGCGUACACCCUGACCAAGAACAUCCCGGAGCUGACCCCGUAUCUGAUCUACAUCACAGUCAGCGUCCCCCUGCCCUUGGGCUGCAUCACCAUCCUCUUCAUCGAGCUCUGCACCGACAUCUUUCCCUCGGUGUCCCUGGCCUACGAGAAAGCGGAAAGCGACAUCAUGCACCUGAAGCCCCGGAACCCCCGGCGCGACCGGCUGGGGGACGUAGCCCUGGCUGUGUACUCCUACUUCCAGAUCGGGGCCAUCCAGUCCUUCGCUGGCUUCACGGACUAUUUCACAGCCAUGGCCCAGGAGGGCUGGUUCCCCCUGCUCUGCGUGGGGCUGCGGGCCCAGUGGGAAAAUGACCAUCUCCAAGACGUGCAGGACAGCUACGGGCAGGAGUGGACGUUUGGCCAGCGCCUGUAUCAGGAAUACACCUGUUACACCGUCUUCUUCAUCAGCAUCGAGAUGUGUCAGAUCUUAGACGUCCUCAUCCGCAAGACUCGCCGUCUCUCGGUCUUCCAGCAGGGUUUCUUCAGGAAUAAAAUCCUGGUGAUUGCCAUCGUGUUCCAGCUGUGUCUGGGCUGCUUCCUGUGCUACUGCCCUGGCAUGCCCAACAUCUUCAACUUCAUGCCCAUACGGUUCCAGUGGUGGCUGGUGCCUCUGCCUUUUGGCAUCCUCAUCUUCGUCUAUGAUGAAAUCCGAAAACUCGGCGUCCGAAGGCACCCCGGAAGCUGGUGGGACAAAGAACUUUAUUACUAAAGGCAAAGCACGACCGCCCCUCAGCCUCCGGCAGCAUCUCAGGCUUCGCCCCCUCUGCGCAGCACAAAAGAGGCAGAUGCCAGAACAUGCUCCCGCUCCUGCUUCGCCCGUUGAAAACUACCGGAGAAUACAACCCCCGGGUCCAGGCCCCUCCAGGCCAGGGGCCCCAGCCAUGGAUGGAAGAGCAGCCCCCUUGCUUCUGUUCCCAGCUAGUCCCAGCUCGCUCCUUUUUGUGUAGCUGGCAGCAGGACACCUGGGCUUUAUCCCUGGCUCUGGGAGGGGAGUGGGGUCUAGUGGUUAGAGCAGAGGGGCCAGGAGACAGAAUGUCUGGGUUCUAUGCCUGGCUGUAGGAGAGGAGUGGGGUCUAGUGGUUAGAACAGAGGGCUAGGAGGCAGAAUGUCUGGGGUCUGGCUCUGGGAGGGGAGUGGUGUCUAGUGGUUAGAGCAGAGGGGGCUAGGGAGCAGGUGUGGCCGGGCAGCAUGGCUUUCAGGCAGAUCACUGCAGCACUAGGGCAGAGCAGGUCCACCAGCCAAUCAGCUUCAAAUUUCAGCUCACCAGGAACUGGGGCUCCUCCCUCAUUUGCACCCCAUGGACUCAGGCUGGGAAAGGCUCCAUGAGAGUGACAAAGGCACGUCCUGUCCUGCACUCCUGGGGCAACCAGCCCAGGGGGCCAAGCCCUGGUUCCAUUGCCCCCCUCAGAGUGGAGUGGCAGCUUAGGGGGCAGGUGGGGAACAGAACUGAAGCACACCCCUCCCCCACUCUGAGCAUGUGCCCAUCUAGCCUGGUUGCCCGCCCAUGCCACCUGCUGCCCCAAAUUGGGCCCAGCACCUACCACCCUGGCACAGGCCCAUCUAGCCUGGCAUCCUGCCUCAAACCCAUCAGCUCCAGGCAGGAUUUCUCAGAAGCGUAGCUCCCACAAUGCAUCUGUCUCCCCCAUGGCAGG
Pelodiscus sinensis (Chinese soft-shelled turtle) is the source of this 4087-nucleotide messenger RNA. The record is from RefSeq and is a predicted model, not a curated record. NCBI's taxonomy places the organism in Eukaryota, Metazoa, Chordata, Testudines, Trionychidae.